ACCUUUUCUUUCUCAAGAAAAAAUGCAACACUUGCAUUACAAUAUCCAUUAGCUACCUAUUUCUUCUUCUUCUUCUUCUUCUUCUUCUUCUUCUUCUUUAUAAGUGAGAGACAUAAGUUUCAGUGCUCUCUUUCUCUCUCUCCAACUUACCAUGGCUAUGUGGAUUACAAGGUCAAGAAACAUUGCAUAUCAUCUAAAGACAAAGAUUAGGUUCAUGGAGAUCCUAAACCAGAGAUGUCUGAGUUCUUCCUCAUACUCUAAUCCAUUAUCUGCAGCAAAUUAUACAACUGGCAAGACUUGUAGAACAAGUACUUCACCACCAUUUUUGAGUCAUGGCUCAGCUGCCCAAUUCGUGAUUCGGCGUAUCAAAUCAGUAAAUGCUGCCAAACAAGUAGUUGAUCGUCAAGACCAGAAUCAGGCCUUGGAUUUUCUCGGUGGAAAUGUAGCAUUUACUUCCGAUCUCUCAUUCAUUUCUGAGGUUCCAGAAAAGAAGGUACAUUGUUAUCGUGUUCUCGAUGACGAUGGCUAUCCAAUUACAAGCAACAAUUUUCCACAGGUGAGCAAGGAACUUGCAGUGAAGAUGUAUAGUGACAUGGUAGCACUUCAAACCAUGGACACCAUAUUUUAUGAAGCACAGAGGCAAGGUAGAAUUUGCUUCUACGCCACUGCCACCGGAGAAGAGGCUGUCAACAUUGCUCCGGCAGCUGCACUCACUCUAGAUGAUAUUAUCUUGCCUCAGUAUCGGGAGCCUGGAGUUCUACUAUGGCGUGGUUUCACAAUGCAAGAAUUUGCCGACCAAUUAUUCACAAACAAGGCUGAUUAUGGGAAAGGGCGACAAAUGCACAUACACUAUGGGUCCAACAAGCUCAAUUGCUUCACCAUGUCGGCACCAAUUGCCACACAGCUUCCUCAAGCAGUGGGUGUAGCUUAUUCUCUCAAAAUGGAAAACAAUAAUGCUUGUGCUGUCACUUUUUGUGGGGAUGGUGGCACCAGUGAGGGAGACUUUCAUGCAGCUUUAAAUUUUGCAGCGGUUAUGGAAGCCCCUGUUGUUUUUAUAUGCCGCAACAAUGGGUGGGCUAUCAGUACGCCUUCUUCAGAACAAUUUCGAAGUGAUGGGAUAGCUGUGAAGGGUCAAGCUUAUGGAAUCCGAAGUACUCAAGUUGAUGGAAAUGAUGCUCUGGCUGUUUAUGAGGCAGUCCGCGAAGCUCGUCACAUGGCCAUUACUGAACAAAGACCCAUUUUAAUUGAGGCUCUGACUUAUAGAGUAGGACACCAUUCCACAUCUGAUGAUUCCACCAAGUACCGACCCGUUGAAGAAAUCGAAUACUGGAGAAAUGCAAAGAGCCCUGUAACCCGCUUUCGAAAAUGGGUCGAAAGAAACGGGUGGUGGUCCGAGACUGAUGAAUCCGAACUCCGAACCAAAGUCCGCCAUCAGGUAAUGCAAGCAAUACAAGUUGCAGAAAGAACAGAGAAGCCUUCACUUACUGAAAUGUUCACUGAUGUGUAUGACACUCUACCUUCAAACCUUCUUGAGCAAGAGAUGUCAAUCAGGGAAGCCAUUAAGAGACAUCCACAAGACUACCCAUUGGAUGUUCCUGUUUAAAAAAAUUAGUUAAGCUAAGAUACAUUGGCUAAGUACUUGAUACAUAUUUGAAUUGCAGCUGUAAAUGUCUGAAAUAUUCAUAAUUAUGGGUGGGAAGCUAAUAAGUAAUUGCAGCAUUUUUUAAAUCCAUUUUUAUCUGUAGUUGGCCUUUUGGUGCAUGUGUCUUCAGGCAGAAACUAGUGUUAUAAAUUUGAAUUUCAGAACUUGAGGGGCUCAGCCUCCGUUUGGGAA
Messenger RNA from Camellia sinensis, 1834 nucleotides. RefSeq names its product 2-oxoisovalerate dehydrogenase subunit alpha 1, mitochondrial. Gene Ontology annotation, cellular component: oxoglutarate dehydrogenase complex. The record is from RefSeq and is a predicted model, not a curated record. Gene Ontology annotation, biological process: branched-chain amino acid catabolic process. Gene Ontology annotation, molecular function: oxidoreductase activity, acting on the aldehyde or oxo group of donors, disulfide as acceptor. Lineage: Eukaryota; Viridiplantae; Streptophyta; Magnoliopsida; Ericales; Theaceae.